Molecule: messenger RNA, 7389 nt
Organism: Phyllostomus discolor (pale spear-nosed bat)
Lineage: Eukaryota; Metazoa; Chordata; Mammalia; Chiroptera; Phyllostomidae
Gene: MTUS2
Product: microtubule associated scaffold protein 2
Exons: 16
Coding region: 657-4784 (1375 amino acids)
Cellular component (GO): cytoplasm; nucleus
Molecular function (GO): microtubule binding
Source: RefSeq, a predicted model, not a curated record
CCUCGACGCUGGAGCAGGGUGGCGGCCUGGGCGGGGCCUGAGCCGCGAGUGCGGGCGCGGGGCGGGCGUGAGCGGGGCACGGCUGUGGCUAGGCAGCCCUAGGUGCGGGGGCGUCCCUUGCGCUUCCACCUGCGCCACCUCUACCCGCUUUUCUUGGCAACUUUAUCGCCCCCCGUUGCGGACAUCUCGUCUGGUCAGUGGAGUCCAGACCUGUGGUUAAAUAGAAAACUCGAGCUGGACGAGGAGGCGGAGGAGGAGGGAGCGCGUCGGAGCCCGGUCCAGGGUGAGAAUCUCAUUGAGGCAGUGGUGGCUUCUUGGACAUUUUUCGUGGCUGUUCUCCACCCAGGUUUCCAUACCUGGAUUGUCAAUGAGGAUUCAUCUUCCCCAAUGGCAGUAAAACUUGUUUUCUGGGGGUCAAGGUCUCAUGGACUAAUUGGCACUUUUUCAGCAGGCCCCUACCAGAGAAAUCAUCCUGCUAUAUAAUGAAGUUUGGUUUUAAAACUGCCCUGAAAAUGAUUAAAAGCAGUGUCGAAGUGUGACAGAAUCAGGGGGCGACACACUGCGGAAGAAUUUCCUAUUCAUCCCAUAGCAAUUGGAGGAAGCCCCUUUCCGUCCAGGAGGACUGCAUGGUGAGAAGCCCCCACUGACAGUGGAAGAUGAGUGUCCCAUUGGCUCCUAAGAAAUCAUGUUACACUCAGUUGCAGGACAACAGAAAGGGGGCGAAAAAUAAUAAUGAGAGUCUCCUAUCUCUGGGUGAUACAAAUGCCAAUCAAAUCAUGGUGGAAGUCAGUCCAUCUCGUGAUGAGUCUCAGACAUGUGACCUGACAGACGGGACUGGAAAUGCAAAUUCACGUGCGCCAGAAAAUAGUACCCAUCUCCAUAAAGAAUUUCACCAACUUCAGGGCAUUGGGAAGGUGUUACAGGCUGGCUCCAGCAGCCUGAAAGAUUUUAAAUUCUCUUCGACUGUUCGUGGGGAAUUAAAUGAAGAGCACACAGUGCAGAGAGGCACAGCUCUCUUGCAGACCUCGUGGAGUAUCCAGGGACCAAGUCUGGCAGGCUGGAGGAAUGCUAUGGGUGAGGCCAGUCCAGAUGUUUUGACUUCAAGGGACACUGAAAUUCUCCGGCAUACUCCCAAGGAUAAAUUGGCAAAAACCCUUGACAAUGAGGAAUUGCGAAGGCAUGCUUUAGAGAGGGUGAGCAGCUCUGCUGUUGCAGUGGACAUGCUCACGAAGGAGCGUGCUGGGAGCCUGGCUCCACAGCCUCCACAGACUGCCCCACUGGACUCCCCUGAAGCCCUGGGUCAUGUGCCCAAGGGUGGUGAGGGGCCACAGAAGACAGUGACAACCCACCUCCCAGAGAGAGCUUUUCCUCCAGUGGACAUCAUCUCAGAGGGAAAGAUUGUGUGUCAUCCUAAACCAUCUACCUCAGAAACCAAGGGGACCACCUGUUUAGCACUGCAGCUGGAAUGGGGACAUGCACCAGGAGUUAGCGAUGAGAGCACCCCAUGUUUUGCCCAUCCACAGUGUGCUCUGACUUCAACAUGCAAGGAAGUCCCAAGUAAGCCAGAAGCACACUUAGGUCAGGAAAAGUGGGAGCCUCGGCUGGAGCUGGAAUCUGUCCCACCCUGGGCCAUGCAGGAAUUAACGUCAGCCCGGGCUGAGUGUCUGAGAUGUCCCACAGAAGACGGUGUGUUACUCCAAGAGAUAAAGGAACCAGGUGGGGAAGCACAGCAAGAAGCCACCACCAGGACAGCCAGCGGUCUGCCCCAGAGCGGCGUCCACCCACUCGGUGGGGCAGGAGGCAGGAGUGUGCAGGACACGAGCAUCAUCCACAUGGGUGAGCAGGGUUCUCUUCAGAGCACCCCCAGACCUGGCCCUGCUUCCUUGCGAGCUGCUGCUAAUCAGCCCUCUGGCAGAAUUUCACCAAGCACAACUAAGAAACUGGGUGAAACUUCACUCAGCAGCAUUUCACCAGGUGAUGGUCAUGUGGUUUUUAUUCCUAAUGCCCCACCUGACAGCAGGCCCCCAGAUGUUAGUGAGGAGAAAGGGGUACUGAGCAGUGGGAGCAGGGACAGGGCUACAGAUUUUACUUCAGAUCCUUCUGUUAGGAAGAGCAAAACUGGGGUCCCCGAGCCCCUUAACCCUCAAAGCAGCAGCUCAGAAGCAGGGGAAAACAAAGAGGUCACUACAUGUGUUGCUGAAAAUAGGAACCUUCUAGGAAAUUCAGUUAAAACUGAAAGUUCCUCAGCAAGAACAGAUUGUCUUCCCAGCAUCCCAACCCCUGUACAACCAGAGACAACUCUGAAUGUGACCCACCAGCCAGUACUACCCAGUACCAGUUUUCAAGACUUGAGUGUGUUGGGUGCAGAUGUGGGGUUACCUUCAGCUGCCCCACCUCCCACUGACAGCUUGUGGUUGUUGAGCACUUCCCCGGAAGUGCCUGAUAAGAACGCCUGCCCCAGUGUGAUUCCCAAGUCUGUCUCCACACAUUCUGAGGAUUCACAUUCUGCACAGAAGGGACUGGAGAACCACCAGGUUGAAAAAACAGAAGAAAAGACAGAACCCAAGCCCAUCAUUUUGCCCAAGCCCAAGCAUGUGAGGCCCAAGAUCAUCACCUACAUCAGGAGGAGUCCACAGGCCCUUGGCCAGGUGGACACUUCGCUGGUCCCAGUGGGGCUUCCUUAUGCUCCGCCUACAUGUAACGCACCUCUUCCCAAAGAGGAGAAGGUGGCAGGAGGUGACCUGAAACCAGCUGCCAGCCUCUACGAGAAGUUCAGGCCAGACUUGCAGAAGCCACGGGUCUUCAGUCCUGGGCUGAUGGUAUCUGGGAUCAAACCCCCAGGGCACCACUUCAGUCAAAUCAGUGAAAAGUUUUUGCAGGAGGUCACUGAAUGCCCUGGAAAAGAAGAAUUUUGUCCUCCUCCCUAUGCACAGUAUGAAGUUCCUCCCAGUUUCUACCGCUCUGCCAUGCUCCUUAAGCCCCAGUUAGGAUUGGGCGCAAUGUCCCGUUUACCGUCUGCAAAGAGCAGGAUCCUGAUUGCAAGUCAGAGGUCUUCAGCAAGUGCCAUCCACACACCAGGACCCAUAGCAACAGCUGCCAGUCUCUACAAUUCUGAUCCUGCAGAUUUAAAGAAAGCUUCCAGUUCAAAUGCUGCCAAAUCCGGUCUACAGAAAUCUGGACUUCGGCCUCCUGGGUACUCACGUCUUCCCGCGGCCAAACUGGCAGCAUUUGGCUUCAUGCGGAGCUCCAGCGUGUCUUCGGUCUCCAGCACUCAGUCUGUGGACAGCGCACAAUCUGAGCAGAACAGGCUAGCCAACCGUUCAACCUUGGGGAAUGAAGACCAGCCAGCCCUGAAGACAACUCUGCCUUCCAAAGACGCACCCAAGGGAGCUGGCCGGGUGGCCCCACCGGUGUCCUCAAGUGUGACAACACCCCGCAGGAGUUUGCUCCCAGCACCAAAAUCUGUGUCCACACCCACCGGAACAAAGAAAGAACUACAAAAAGAUCAAGAUGCUAAUAAGCCUGCUGUUUCAUCCCCGAAGAGAGUGGCAGCUUCAACCACCAAGCUUCACUCGCCAGGACACCCCAAGCAGAGGAGCACAGCUCCCCGGAAUGGGUUUUCCCCCAAGCCGGACCUGCAGGCCCGUGAGGCGGAACGGCAGCUGGUUCAGCGGCUCAAGGAGAGGAGUGAGCAGCAGGCCAGGCAGCUGGGCCUCCUGCAGGCGGAGCUGAGAAGGGCUGUCCGUGGCUUCCAGGCGCUCGCAGUGUCCACUCAGCACUUCUUUGGGAAGAGUGAAAGUGCCCUUGUGAAAGGAAAGGAGCUGUCAAUCGAACUUGCAAACAUCAGGGAUGAAGUUGCCUUCAACACAGCCAGGUGUGAGAAACUACAGAAGGAGAAGGAGGAUCUGGAGAGGAGGUUUGAAGACGAGGUGAGGAAGUUGGGCUGGCAGCAGCAGGCCGAGCUCCAGGACCUGCAGGGCCGGCUGCAGCUGCAGUUCCAGGUGGAGGUGACACGGCUUCAGGAGGAGCACAGUGCCCAGCUGCUGCGGAUCCAGCGCCAGCAUCAGGAGCAGGUAGAAGAUAUCACCGCCAGCCAUGAGGCUGCCCUCCUAGACAUGGAAAAUAACCACACAGUGGCCAUCGCAAUCCUGCAAGAUGACCACGACCACAAAGUCCAAGAACUGAUGUCUACCCAUGAGCUUGAAAAGAAAGAAUUGGAAGACAAUUUUGAAAAGCUGCGGCUGUCCUUACAGGACCAGGUGGACACACUGACCUUCCAGAGCCAGUCUCUGCGGGACCGAGCCAGACGCUUUGAGGAGGCUUUGAGGAAGAACACUGAAGAGCAGCUGGAGGUUGCACUGGCUCCCUAUCAGCACUUGGAAGAAGACAUGAAGAGUCUGAAGCAGGUCUUAGAGAUGAAGAAUCAGCAAAUACACCAGCAGGAAAAGAAAAUCAUUGAGCUGGAAAAGCUGGCAGAAAAGAACAUUCUCUUGGAGGAGAAGAUCCAAGUACUCCAGCAGCAGAAUGAAGAUCUCAAAGCAAGGAUUGACCAGAAUACCGUGGUCACAAGACAGCUGUCGGAGGAAAAUGCUAAUCUCCAGGAGUAUGUGGAGAAAGAGACCCAGGAAAAGAAGAGGUUGAGCCGGACCAAUGAAGAGCUGCUCUGGAAGCUCCAAACUGGGGACCCAACCAGCCCAGUUAAGCUCUCCCCCACAUCCCCUAUUUACCGCAGCUCCUCCUCCGGGCCCUCCUCACCUGCCAGAGUCAGCACGACGCCCAGAUGAUGCCACCACACAGCCCUCCAGAGCUGCGCCUCCUCCUGCACCCUGUGCUUCCACCUGAAGGGAGCCUUGACCAGCGCCUCCCACCGCGAGUCCUGCGCGCAUGCUCAGUAGCUGCAGAGCAGCACCCUCGGAGUCCUCCGACCCUGGUGUGAGACUGUCCUGGUACUGACACUUAGGAAGGUGUUGACCGUAGUUAGAGCCAAAAGAAAGAAAUGCCCACUGCUCCCGAAUGAUGAAUUUCACUGCAGAAUUCCAGGUUAGUGACAAAUAGCUCGGUUUGAAAUCUACGCUGCAUAAUCAUUGUGCACUGCACCAUUGUGUGGGGAUCUCUAGACGUACGUAUUUGCACAUGCAAUGGUUCUGAAUUUCAUUUUUUAUAACAUGAGAUGCUGACAUAUUUUGGUGAAGGUCAGCAGUUUUCUAACUUGUGCCUAAGAAUAAUUGGGAAAUGAAAAUGCAUUUCUAUCUAGCUUUCCAAGAAUAUUUCUACCCAAAAUAGAAAAAGGAAAAAAAAAGAUACAGAGAAGCGCCUUUCAACCUGCCACCAAGUGGUACUGUAUUUAACACAAACACCAGCGACUUGUGAACGGUAGCUGCCUUUGGAACGAUCACAAUCAGCUUCUCGGUCAGCAUGCUAUGAAGUCACCAUUAUUCCAUUCGCAGGUUUUAAUCGCUAAUGCUCCUGUCAUGAGUGGGGAAGGGAGAGAGCAGUGGGGAACCCUGUGGGGUUUAGCAGCUUUUCGGACGUCACUCAUGACAGUGUAUCAUCUACAGUCUUGUAAACACAAGUUUUGCUUUUUCCCAAAUGGCAUCUUGGAAUCUGUCAUUCAGCUGUUGCACCCUUGGGAAAAUAUGGAAGAGUGUGCCCUUCUGGACUGAGGGUGAGGAUGGCCUUGCAGUUGACAGAGACCAUUUGCCCUCUGGCCUCAAGAUAGACUGAUGGGGUGUGUACUUUGACCAAUCACAGAGUAGGGAAGCUCUGGCCUUCUAUGUGAUUUGCUCCGAUCUGAUGCUGCAAAGGGUCCCCCACCGCUGUGACCUUCAGGGCCCCAUUUCAUAGUAACCUCCCCUCCAGUUCAGUCCAACAGCUCAGGCCCAUCACUGUACCUGGAGAUGGCUCAGGGGUUCUAGCAGGGGCUUCCAGAAAACUAGUUCUUCCAUCGUGGGGGACCAGUUCCACACUGUGCUAGACCAUCCUGUGAUCUCCCAGGAACCCAGGGGUAUUUUCUGCAGGAUCACGAGCAGUGCCACAGCCGACAGUGGUCCGAUCUUAGACCAGGAGGCUCUUCCACACGGAGGAGCCCGUCGAAGCAGCCAGCCAGUGGGCACUGGCUACUGGACUGGCAUCUGUCUCUGAAAUGAUAGAAUUAGAAUGCGAAAGGCAUUCCUGUAGUGCUGUGGAAGGUUAGGAGCAUGACACCCAAAAGAGAAGUAGUUUUAACAGUUGAUAUGGUGAUGAUAAUGACGCCUUUGUUUCUUGUUUGUGACAGAGACCCUGUGCUUUCCUCCCUAAGGCCCCUGGAAAUUGUCCUGAGCACAGGGCUAUCUUUGAACACGACCAAGGCAAGUAGCCCCAUGCAGGGACACCCAUGGUGGAGAAGAGAUGGUCCAUGGAAGGAAAGGGUUGGCUUGCUGAGGGUCCUGCCUGCUUGGCCGGCAUGAAGACAGACCUGGUCUGUGUUCCCUGCCUGAGUCAAGGUUGGGCUUUGUGGCCUCAGGUCCACCUCAUUUCUAGGAAACCUCCAAGGGUCUUUUCCCAUCCCAGGGACGUGCACAGUAGGUAGUCAUUAAAGAAACAUUUCUCUUUACCUUUUGUGCUCUGCAUGAUGCUGUGAUAUUGAGUUGGGCAGUCCGUUAGAUUAGAUCAUGCCACACUGACAAAGUACACAGUUAUGUCUUCUGUUAGUGGCACCACCUGCAAACACAGGUUCCGUGGUAGCUCAGCUCUUCACCUUAGGAACUGCGCCCAUAAGGGCAUCUGCUAAAUGCAGUUACACAGCAAUACAGAAUUCAGUGUUUUGUUAGGAUGUGCUACAGUGUGUUAGCCUAAUGUGGUCACAGGUGUAGUGAUGUUGGCACUAAGCAAUCCCUCACCAGGUGGACUGGAACUCUGCGUGACCGGCUCUCACCUUGGGCACUUGCACUUAUUCCUCCAUUGCCAUGGAUCCAUCCCUUCAUCAUGGACACCCACCACGUCUGGCUCUUAUCCUGGACCACGAGGGGUGGCGGCUGUGGUGCCCCUCUUGCCACUCCACCCACGCGCCAUUAGGACGUGGACCUCUCUCAACGUGGAAGUCCUGUCAUCCACCUCCCAGGCUGGAGCUGUUUCCACAUACGGAUGCUGCAGCCCCCCGCCUGCCUCAGACAAACCCACCAAACCUCACCAACCUCUUCUUGGCAUUUGAGAGUUGAGUUGGUGCUCUUCCCGCCCCCCGGUGCCCACAGCUGGGGCAGGGUUCUGGCUGGGUGUCAGAGUGGGAGAAGGGCUGGUCAGCUGGCACACUGAGUAUGACUGUUUGAACGGGGUCACACAUUUCUUACCCGGCCCCAGCACUUCCUGUGUUGCAUCUUUGUGUUGAAGCAUAUUAAAAUUAAUUUGAAGGAG